GCUGCGGCCGGUUACCACGUCAGUGAGGUGAGGGGAAGGAGCCGGCUUCCCCCGCCUGGGUCCGGGGCCCAACUCGCCGCGGCCGCCGCCAUCAUCUCCGUGCCGCUGUCCGUCCCGUCGGGGGCCGGGAGCCGCUCGGAGCCGCCGCCGCCCGGUCCUGGGCCGGACAUGAGCAACGGCCGCCGUCCCUGGGACUAGCCCCCGCCAUUUUGGAUCCGGUGACAGGAUCGCCAAGAUGGUGGAUAAGAGCAUUUACAUCAUCCAAGGGGAAAUCAACAUUGUAGUGGGGGCCAUAAAACGAAAUGCGCGAUGGAGUACUCACACCCCACUGGAUGAAGAACGGGACCCUCUGCUGCACAGCUUCAGCCACCUAAAGGAAGUUUUAAAUAAUAUCACAGAGCUCUCCGAGAUCGAGCCCAAUGUCUUUCUUCGCCCCUUCUUGGAGGUGAUCCGCUCGGAGGACACAACCGGUCCCAUCACCGGCCUGGCACUCACCUCUGUGAACAAAUUCCUCUCCUACGCGCUCAUAGACCCUACGCAUGAGGGCACCGCGGAGGGCAUGGAGAACAUGGCAGAUGCCGUCACCCAUGCCCGAUUCGUGGGCACGGAUCCUGCCAGCGACGAGGUUGUCCUGAUGAAAAUCCUGCAGGUUCUCCGGACCUUGCUGCUGACCCCAGUGGGGGCCCACUUGACCAACGAGUCCGUGUGUGAGAUCAUGCAGUCCUGCUUCCGGAUCUGCUUCGAGAUGCGACUCAGCGAGUUAUUGAGAAAAUCCGCAGAGCACACUCUUGUCGACAUGGUGCAGCUGCUCUUCACAAGGUUACCUCAGUUUAAGGAAGAGCCCAAGAAUUAUGUGGGGACUAACAUGAAGAAGAUCUCUCCAUGUCUCCUCAGCAAACUGGAACUAAGUAAUGGGGAGCAGCCCAAAGCCUUGAACCAGUUAGAGAGGGUACUGCUCUUUAAGAACCUCAAGCUGAAAAUGCGAGCAGGAGGCAUGAGUGACUCAUCCAAAUGGAAGAAACAGAAGCGAUCCCCCCGGCCCCCACGCCAUGCCACCAAAACCGUGCCAGGAUCUGAGCCUCCCACUCCUAACGGAGCCUCCGUGACCUCCAGCGCCUCGGGUGGUGUGCCCUUCAUCGAAGCCCCCAUGCCCAUCCCUUCUGCGAAUUCGGAAGCUGCCUCCGUGACUGUCAGCCCUUCCACCGACAGCGGCCUGGAACUCUCCUCCCACACCACCUCUAAGGAAGACCUCACCGACCUUGAGCAGGCUGGCUCCCUGGUCCCCGGUGGCACUCUGGGACCAACCAGUGAGCCGGGAUCCCCUGAGCAGCCUGACCCCCAGUCCGAAGGAUCCCGUGUAGAGAAGCCCCAGUCGACAUCAGUGGAAUCAAUCCCAGAGGUGCUAGAGGAGUGCACCACCCCCACCGACCCCUUGGAUUCAGCUUCUGUUCACGACAUGGAUUACGUCAACCCCCGUGGCGUGCGCUUCAUGCAGUCUUCCCAGAAAGAAGGCACAGCCCUGGUCCCCUAUGGUCUUCCUUGCAUCCGAGAGCUCUUCCGCUUUCUCAUCUCUCUCACCAAUCCCCACGAUCGCCACAACUCUGAAGUCAUGAUCCACAUGGGCCUGCAGCUGUUGACUGUGGCCCUUGAGUCAGCCCCCGUGGCUCAGUGCCAAACCUUACUGGGCCUCGUCAAAGAUGAGAUGUGCCGGCACCUGUUCCAGCUUCUGAGUGUAGAGCGCCUGAACCUGUACGCAGCCUCCCUGCGUGUGUGCUUCUUGCUGUUCGAGAGCAUGCGUGAACACCUCAAAUUCCAGAUGGAGAUGUACAUUAAGAAGCUGAUGGAAAUCAUUACUGUGGAGAACCCCAAGAUGCCUUAUGAGAUGAAAGAGAUGGCACUAGAGGCUGUGGUCCAGCUGUGGCGGAUUCCCAGCUUUGUCACCGAGCUCUACAUCAAUUAUGACUGUGACUACUACUGCUCCAACCUCUUUGAGGACCUCACCAAACUUUUGUCCAAGAAUGCCUUUCCUGUUUCUGGGCAGCUGUAUACCACACACCUGCUGUCUCUUGAUGCCUUGCUGACAGUAAUUGACAGCACUGAAGCUCACUGCCAGGCCAAGGUCCUGAACAGCCACAGCCAGCAGGAGAAAAAGGAAGCUGGCAAGCCCGGCCUUGAGGCAAUGGACCCCACCAAAGAAGCCAGCGGUGCGCCAGCAGGCAGUGAGCUGGGGGCCAGCGAUGGGAAGGUGCCCGGAGUGGCUCUGGAUCUCCCAGGGCAGCACUGCCUUGGAAGUGGGAGGAUGGCACCUGAGCCAGGAAAGCAGGGCUGCCCGGAGCUGGAGGACAGCAGUGAUGCAGCUAAUAAGAAGUUUCCCCGGAAGCCUCCUCGCUUUUCCUGCCUCCUGCCAGACCCACAGGAGCUGAUUGAAAUUAAGAGCAAAAAGAAGCUCCUGAUCGCAGGCACAGAGCAGUUCAAUCAGAAACCCAAGAAAGGGAUCCAGUUCCUGCAGGAGAAGAACCUCUUGACCAUUCCCAUGGACAACAAGGAGGUGGCCCAGUGGCUGCGGGAGAAUCCCCGGCUGGACAAGAAGAUGAUCGGGGAGUUUGUGAGUGACCGCAAGAACAUCGACCUGCUGGAGAGCUUUGUGGGCACCUUCAGCUUCCAGGGUCUGCGACUAGACGAAGCUCUCCGCCUCUACCUGGAGGCCUUCCGCUUGCCCGGAGAGGCGCCGGUCAUUCAGCGGCUUCUGGAGGCCUUCACGGAGCACUGGCGGAAGUGUAACGGAUCCCCAUUCGCCAAUAGCGACGCCUGCUUCGCCUUGGCCUACGCCGUCAUCAUGCUCAACACCGACCAGCAUAACCACAAUGUCCGCAAACAGAAUGUGCCCAUGACCCUGGAGGAGUUCCGCAAAAACCUGAAGGGGGUGAAUGGAGGCAAGGACUUUGAGCAGGAUAUCCUGGAGGACAUGUACCAUGCCAUCAAGAACGAUGAGAUCGUGAUGCCCGAGGAGCAGACAGGCCUCGUGCGGGAGAACUACGUGUGGAACGUGCUGUUGCACCGAGGCGCCACCCCCGAGGGGAUCUUCCUUCGGGUGCCCCCUGGCAGCUACGACCUUGAUCUCUUCACCAUGACCUGGGGCCCCACCAUCGCUGCCCUCUCCUAUGUUUUUGACAAGAGCUUGGAGGAGACGAUCAUCCAGAAGGCCAUUUCGGGCUUCAGGAAGUGUGCCAUGAUUUCUGCUCACUACGGCCUGAGCGAUGUAUUUGACAAUCUCAUCAUCUCGCUGUGCAAAUUCACAGCUCUCAGCAGUGAGUCUAUUGAGAACUUGCCCAGCAUGUUUGGGAGCAACCCCAAGGCCCACAUCGCAGCCAAGACUGUGUUCCACCUGGCCCAUCGCCACGGUGACAUCCUGCGGGAGGGCUGGAAGAACAUCAUGGAGGCCAUGCUGCAGCUCUUCCGAGCCCAGCUGCUGCCCAAGGCCAUGGUGGAGGUGGAAGACUUUGUGGAUCCAAACGGCAAGAUCUCUCUGCAGCGGGAGGAGAUGCCAUCCAACCGGGGAGAAUCAACCGUUCUGAGUUUUGUAAGCUGGCUGACCCUGAGUGGUCCCGAGCAGUCCAGCAUGCGGGGCCCGUCCACUGAGAGCCAGGAGGCCAAACGCAUGGCCUUGGACUGCAUCAAGCAAUGCGACCCGGAGAAGAUGAUCACCGAAAGCAAGUUUCUGCAGCUGGAAUCCCUGCAAGAGCUCAUGAAGGCGUUGAUCUCCGUGACCCCGGACGAAGAGACUUAUGACGAAGAGGACUCUGCCUUCUGCCUGGAGAUGCUGCUGAGGAUUGUGCUGGAGAACAGGGACCGUGUCGGCUGUGUGUGGCAGGCAGUGCGCGACCACCUGUACCACCUCUGCGUCCAGGCCCUGGACUUCUGCUUCCUGGUGGAGCGGGCGGUGGUGGGGCUGCUACGGCUGGCCAUCCGGCUGCUGCGGCGGGAGGAGAUCAGUGCCCAGGUGCUCCUGUCCCUGCGCAUCCUGCUGCUGAUGAAGCCAGGGGUGCUGUCACGUGUCAGCCACCAAGUGGCCUUUGGACUGCACGAGCUGCUCAAGACCAAUGCGGCCAACAUCCACUCGGGGGACGACUGGGCCACGCUCUUCACCCUGCUGGAGUGCAUCGGCUCGGGAGUGAAGCCCCCCCCAGCUGCCCUGCAGGCCUCGGCCAGGGCCGACAGUGAUGCCGGUGCUCAGUCAGACAGCGAGCUGUCCUCCUCCUGCCACCCCAGUGACGUCAGCCUGGACCGGGGCUACACCUCAGACUCGGAGGUCUACGCCGACCACAGCAAGCCGGGGAAGAUACACCGCUCGGCGACAGACGCCGACGUGGUCAACAGCGGCUGGCUGGUGGUGGGAAAGGAUGACCUGGAGAGCGCCAAGCCAGGGCCGGGCCCGGGCCGGGCGGGCCCCUCGCCUCUGGUGAACCAGUACAGCCUGACGGUGGGGCUGGACCUGGGCCCCCACGACACCAAGUCCCUGCUUAAGUGCGUGGAGUCGCUGUCCUUCAUCGUGCGGGACGCCGCCCACAUCACCCCCGACAACUUCGAGCUCUGCGUGAAGACCAUCCGCAUCUUCGUGGAGGCCAGCCUCAACGGCGGGUGUAAGUCACAGGAGAAGCGGAGCAAGGGCCACAAGUACGACAGCCGAGCCGGCCGCUUCAGAAAGAAGACCAAGGAGGGCGCGGCCCCCCGGCGUUCGCGCGCCCCCAGCCAGCACGCGGCCCACGGGCACAGCGACGAGGAAGAGGAGGAGGGCGUGCCCGCCAGCUACCACACGGUGUCUUUACAGGUCAGUCAGGACCUCCUGGACCUGAUGCACACUCUGCACACGCGGGCGGCUACCAUCUACAGCUCCUGGGCAGAGGAGCAGCGCCACCUAGAGACCGGCGCCCGCCGGAUCGAGGCCGACUCUCGCACCCUCUGGGCCCACUGCUGGUGCCCACUGCUGCAGGGCAUCGCCUGGCUGUGCUGUGAUGCCCGGAGACAAGUGCGGAUGCAGGCGCUGACCUAUCUGCAGAGGGCGCUGCUGGUGCACGACCUGCAGAAGCUGGACGCCCUGGAGUGGGAGUCUUGCUUCAACAAGGUGCUGUUUCCCCUCCUCACGAAGCUUCUGGAGAACAUCAGCCCCGCAGAUGUCGGUGGCAUGGAGGAGACUCGGAUGAGAGCCUCCACGCUGCUCUCCAAGGUAUUCCUGCAGCACCUGUCCCCGUUGCUGUCGCUCUCCACCUUCGCCGCCCUCUGGCUCACCAUCCUAGACUUCAUGGACAAGUACAUGCAUGCUGGCUCCAGUGACUUACUGGCGGAGGCCAUCCCUGAGUCUCUGAAGAACAUGCUGCUGGUGAUGGACACGGCCGAGAUCUUCCACAGUGCUGACACGCGCAGUGGCUCCUCGGCCCUCUGGGAGAUCACCUGGGAGCGAAUCGACUGCUUCCUGCCCCGGCUGCGCGACGAGCUCUUCAAGCAGACCGUCAUCCCCGACCCCGUGCCCAGUGUUUCCCUGGAGCCCAAUGCCCAGAAGGUUCUGGCUUCUGCCCACUUGGCGCCUGCUGCUGGAGACACCAGAGCCGUCAACCACCCGCUGCCCCCUGAGACGCCUGCAGAACUGGGGCCUUGUGAUCCGGAGAAGCCGGCCGGCUCGGACUCGGCCUCCAACAGCCUCCCCGGCUCGCCCACGCUGGCCGCCCCAGCCCCUGGCAAGCUGAGCCCCUCCCCGGACGGGCCCACGUCCCUGGCCCAGCCACCGUUGAUCCUGCAGCCUCUGGCUUCCCCCCUGCAGGUGGGCGUGCCCCCCAUGACACUGCCCAUCAUCCUCAACCCUGCCCUCAUCGAGGCCACGUCACCUGUGCCCCUGCUGGCCGCUCCGCGCCCUGCCGACCCCAUGCCCGCCUCCGAGGUCAACUAGGGCCCGGCCGGACCUGAAUGUGGAGCCCCGCCUGCCCGCGCCAACCCGGGCGCCUGCCCCGCAGGCGGCUCCGUUCUUCACACUACACGGGAGCCCGAGCCUGGGCCUGGCCUCUGCCGCCCCCGCCUCUCUCCUUGCAGUCGGGGGAAGGGCACCGCGGUGGGACGAGCGCACCUCAGCGACAAGGACGGGCCUGCCUCCGUCCCCCGACCCGCCGCCCGGGCCCCCCGCCCGCCCCCGACUUCCUGGGAAUUCUGGCCCGGGCCGCACCAAGAGACCACCGGCCGCGGGGCGGGACCGGGCCCACCCUGCGGGGCCCGGGGCCUCGGCGGCGGGGGCCCAGGAUCGGAGCGGCCAUCGCCCUCCCGCCCCACCCGCCCCGGAGCGGGCCCGGCUCCAAGAGCCACGUUGCACUUUGCUUCCCUUUCUCCGCCCGCCCCUUCCCCCGGACCCGAGCCGCUGCUGCCGCCACCAUCUCCGGGCAUUCCUCUUUGAUUGAUUAGCAGUCGAUUGGGGGCGCUAAUUGGGUUGGCGCGAGCGUGUACGUACAGAGAAAUGGGGACAAUGACAAUUGACUUUUUACGAUGAAAUAAAUGUCCUAGAACCAACGUCCUCUAUCCCACCCCA
Messenger RNA from Ornithorhynchus anatinus (platypus), 6568 nucleotides. RefSeq names its product golgi brefeldin A resistant guanine nucleotide exchange factor 1 (gene GBF1). Gene Ontology annotation, biological process: regulation of ARF protein signal transduction. Lineage: Eukaryota; Metazoa; Chordata; Mammalia; Monotremata; Ornithorhynchidae. The record is from RefSeq and is a predicted model, not a curated record. Gene Ontology annotation, molecular function: guanyl-nucleotide exchange factor activity. The coding region runs from base 236 to 5941 and encodes 1901 amino acids. The transcript is spliced from 41 exons.